Lates calcarifer (barramundi perch) is the source of this 523-nucleotide messenger RNA. RefSeq names its product cytochrome b-c1 complex subunit 9 (gene uqcr10). Bases 32 to 223 code for a protein of 63 amino acids. The record is from RefSeq and is a predicted model, not a curated record. Gene Ontology annotation, biological process: mitochondrial electron transport, ubiquinol to cytochrome c. The transcript has 2 exons. Lineage: Eukaryota; Metazoa; Chordata; Actinopteri; Centropomidae.
AGCAUCCGGUCCUGCGCAGUCUUUCACCAACAUGGCGCUGGCAAAGUCCGUCUACAAUCUGCUCUUCAGGAGAACGUCUACUUUCGCUAUAACCAUCAUGGUUGGAGCAGUCUUCUUUGAACGAAUAUUCGACCAAGGUGGCGACGCGAUUUUUGAGCAAAUGAAUCACGGGAAAUUAUGGAAACACAUCAAACACAAUUAUGAGAACAAAGACGAGGAAUAGGACGGGGUAAUCUGAGGCUAAAGUGCAACUGUUGUCACACUUCCAUCAUCCAUUCUUCCUGGACUCCACACCUGAAUCAAGCAGCAGUCAACAUGGACAAUGUGCUCAGAGUCAUGCCCAGGCUGGCAGCGGCUACCAGAGGACCUGUGGGAGCUGAUUAACUGCCCAGACCACCAUGAAGAUGGAGCAAUGGUUCUUGCCGUCUCGCCCCCUACUACCCUUUCCACUGUUGUUAUUUGUAAUGCCUUCGUUCUCCUCCCAGAUUGUAAAUGGUUAAAUUAAACAUGUUAAUGUCUUACA